AUGCCUCGCGCACCCCCGCCAGGCUUCUACGUCCUCUCCGCAAUCGCCCUCUUCAUCUGGUUCAUCAUAUGGACACGCGAUCAUGCAACUAACCAACCCAUGAGAGGAUUGAACUCAAUCAGUGACCCUCUCAAGCUUAACAAUCAAAGGCCUGAUUCCACAGUAGUGGCUGCUGAACCUCUGAUCGAGACGGCCUCAUCAACCUCACCGACCUCAGCAGAUGUGCAUGGCGCUGCCAUCGCCCCCAAGUUAGGCAACGAGACUGCUAAGGCGGAAUUGGGUCGAGCAGCCUGGAAACUGUUUCAUACAACUAUGGCUCGCUUUCCAGAAAACCCUACAACCGAAGAGUCUGCCGCCCUGAAGGAUUAUAUUCACCUUUUCGCGCGAUUGUACCCUUGUGGCGAGUGCGCAAGCCAUUUCCAGCAAAUCUUGAAGAAAUACCCACCUCAAGUGGGAUCGAGAAACGCUGCGGCACAAUGGGCGUGUUUCGUGCACAACGAAGUCAAUGUAAGCAAGGGAAAGGAGAUAUUUGACUGCAAGGAUAUUGGUGACUGGUACAAUUGUGGCUGCGCAGAAGAAGGAGAAGACGACAAGAAGGAUACUUUGAAAGACCACGAAGACCUGAAGGUAGAGAUUGAAAGAGAAGGAUUGAUGAAUGGUGGUUGA
Molecule: messenger RNA, 666 nt
Organism: Lithohypha guttulata
Lineage: Eukaryota; Fungi; Ascomycota; Eurotiomycetes; Chaetothyriales; Trichomeriaceae
Exons: 1
Coding region: 1-666 (221 amino acids)
Cellular component (GO): mitochondrion
Molecular function (GO): flavin adenine dinucleotide binding; flavin-dependent sulfhydryl oxidase activity
Source: RefSeq, a predicted model, not a curated record